Molecule: messenger RNA, 837 nt
Organism: Fusarium sp. VM40
Lineage: Eukaryota; Fungi; Ascomycota; Sordariomycetes; Hypocreales; Nectriaceae
Source: the annotation of a GenBank genome assembly
AUGGCAUCUUCCCAGAGUAAAGAUCUUCCCUCCUCCAAAUACUUCUCUGCGUUCGCCGCCAACUACGUCCAACAAACUGGAAGAAGCACCCGUCGUGUCUUUGAGUCGUCUUUCGAUGAAAUUCAUGCAAUCAGACCUCUGAACAAGGAGUCUGUGGUUCACGAUAAUGCCGCUGGGCCUGGAAUAGCCGCUUCGGUCAUUAUCGACAAGCUCUCGACUGAAGAAGUACCCAAGAUUCUGGUGACGGAUAACGUACCUCCUAUGAUACAGGCUGCCAAAGACUCGUUUGCUUCCUGGCCACAGAUCGAAGCAAAGGUUCUGGACUCGCUCAACCUAGAGGGAGUCCCUAAUGACCACUUCACCCACAGCAUUCUCAACCUCAGCAUCUUCACUCUUGCUGAUCCGACCAAGGGCAUCACUGAGAUCUACCGUACGCUUAAACCUGACGGCCUUGCUGUCAUUUCAUGUUGGAAGCGCUUCGGUGUCGGGCAGCUCAUCCAUGCUGCACAAGCCAUCGUCCGACCAGACCUUCCAUCUCUGAAGCUCCCGCAUCCCGAGUUUUUCAAAGAAGGAGUUUUGGAGAAGACAGUGGCCGAGGGAGGGUUUGACUCGUCUAAGUUCAAGCUAUUGGAGAAGACAGUUGUUGUUAGUGGUCCUGAACUAGAUGAGGGGCUGAAGUUGUUUAUGCUCGGAGAUCUGAUGCGUCCUGCUCGUGCUGGAUUUACGGAGGAGGAGGAGAAGAAAUGGCCGGAGGCUGUGGACGAGGUGCUUAGGAAGGAGAUUGAAGUUUAUGGGGGAGUUGAAUUUGAGAGUUGGGUUCUCCUUGUUCAGAAGUAG